CGCCUUCCGUCAUUGUUAUAAAAGAUCUUGAUAUUUUGGCUGUAGAUGUUAACUGGUUUUAAAAUUUUUUGUUUGCAGAUCAGAAUUAUUUUGAUAAAUGGAAAAUGAAAGUUAUCAGCAUGUUGGUGAGAGAGAUUCAAGAUAUUUACAAGAUUGAUCAGGUCUUUGUAGUUGGUUUUACUUGUGAUAAGUCCAAAUUACCAGUAGAACUAUGUAAAGUAGAAAUAUUUCAACAUAAUUUAGUUUUAUCAAUACCAUCCAGAAAACAACGUGAAGAAAUUCUAAGCUUAUAUUUAUCAAAAUUAAACCUAUCUUUUUCUGUAAACGAAGCGAUGAAUAAUUCAGUUAUGAAAGAUUAUAUCACAAAACUUGGCUUGGUAUGGUUUAUUUAUACACUUAUUCCAUAAAUGAUAUUUGUGCUUAUUUCUUUGGAAUAUAUUAGAUGACUUCAGGAUAUGUACCAAAUGAUUUAGGUAAAUUAUGCAGAUUGGCAGUAUUACAAGCGUUGAGUAAUGUAGAGAAUAUAAACAAAAAUAACAAGAAAGU
Molecule: messenger RNA, 546 nt
Organism: Rhizophagus irregularis DAOM 181602=DAOM 197198
Lineage: Eukaryota; Fungi; Glomeromycota; Glomeromycetes; Glomerales; Glomeraceae
Source: RefSeq, a predicted model, not a curated record